AUGAAAAAAGUAAAUUCUUUCAUCAUAAUCUCUUUAGUGCUUCUUGUAAUUGGCUAAACACUGGCAAAGUCAAAAAAGAAAGUUAUUGUAAUUGGCCAUACUGGAUCAGGAAAGUCUACCUUUUGCAAUUUUUUAUGUUCAAGUUCCAAGUUUAAAGCUGAAGCAAGUAGUGACUCUGUAACCUAAAUAUUUUAAACUGAAUAAAUUGAAUUAAAAGAUUUUUCACUUCUUGUAACAGAUACACCUGGAUUUACAGAUCCCAAAAAAUAAAAUAAUUGGAAGAUAUUAAGUGAUAUUGUAGAAUUUGUAAAAAAAGAAUAAGUUGAUUUUGUAGUAAUUGUGAUUAAUUAUUCUAUUAGAGCCUAAAAUGAAGAGUAUAUUUUGAAGUGGUUGCGUUAUACUCUCCCUUUAAACAAAUAUAAUUCCUUAAUUUUAGUUAACCAUUAUAGGAAAAUCUAAAAUUUUUGCUCAUAUGAAGAUGAAGAUGAAAAUGAAAAUGAAGAUCAGUGUUUGGAAUAGAACCAAACUGAUCCCUAAUUAAGCAAAAGUGAAGAAAAUAAUAAGAAUUUUAUGAAUUUUAUCAAAAAUACCUUUACUAAUUCUACGAUAGAGAAAAUAAGUUAUAAUACUAAAAUGUAUUUAACAGGCAAAGAAUUUAGAAUUCUAAUAAAAAGACUAAAAGAAAAACAUCUCCCUCUAGCUUAAUUAGAUCAUACAAAAGUUUAUGAUCUUUAAAAUAAAAUAGAAAUAGAACUCUAUAAAAACGAAGGUUUUUGUUUUAGCAAAUAUAAAAUACCAUAAGAAGAAAAGAAUUAAAGAAAAAUGGUUAAGCUUGAAUAGGAAGUAAUGGAAUUAAAAGCAGAAUAAAAGACACUUCAAAAUUUAGUAGAUUCUAUUAAUCAUGACAUAAAUAAUAUUAUUGAUAACCCUCGUGAAAAAAUUACAACAGGAUUUUUAUGGUGGACUACAACUUAUACAUUUCAUUCAACGAUUUAAAUCAAUUAAAUGAAUAGACUUCAAGAUGAUAAAAGCAACACAAGAAUUUAAAUACUAUCAUAGUAAAUGAUUGAACAAAAAAUUAAAGAAAAAUUAGAAAAACUUGAAGAAGAGUCAGAAUCACUUGUUUAAAAAAUACCUGAGCUUAAAGAGUUCAAAUAAUGCCUUCAUUCAGCUAAUUAAGAAAUAUAAGAAAUGGUAGAAGUUAAAAAUUAUUUUGAAGCACUUAAUUCAUUAAGCAAAUAAAAGCAAUAAUAAUAAUAAUAAUGA
Tetrahymena thermophila SB210 is the source of this 1266-nucleotide messenger RNA. RefSeq names its product small GTP-binding domain protein. Gene Ontology annotation, molecular function: GTP binding. The record is from RefSeq and is a predicted model, not a curated record. NCBI's taxonomy places the organism in Eukaryota, Ciliophora, Oligohymenophorea, Hymenostomatida, Tetrahymenidae. The transcript has a single exon.